This is a messenger RNA of Closterium sp. Naga37s-1, 11388 nucleotides long. The record is from the annotation of a GenBank genome assembly. NCBI's taxonomy places the organism in Eukaryota, Viridiplantae, Streptophyta, Zygnematophyceae, Desmidiales, Closteriaceae.
AUGGGCCGGAAACGGCCAUCUAAGUCCGGAUCUGGCUCGUCUCAGGGGUCCGAUUCUACAUCUGGCGGUGCUGCCGCAUCAGGCGGAGGUUCGCGUGGUGCUAUGGUGGUAUCUGGUAGCUCUAGCAGCAGGCGAGGCGCAGGCGACAGAGGGGUUUCAUCGCAACAGGACGAAGGAUCCAAGGGAACGGGUCCUGGUUACCUUGAACCCACAGAUCCGCGAUUCGCGGAAGUGAAAUCGGAAUGCGAAAAGGCAUUGAAGGCGCUUCGGCGUGGCAACGCUCCGAAAGCGGUGAAGCUUAUAAAGGAAGCCACGGGGAAAUUCUCGUCCGUUCCGCUGUGCCACCGCGUGAACGGGCACAUCCACCUGAAACUCGCGAACAUGAUCGAAGAUGCUUCCACGAAGCAGCGUCAUCUACGCACCGCGUUAGAAUCCGCGCUUAAAGCCACGGAACUCUCGCCGAACUCCGUCGAGUACUCCCACUUCUACGCGCAGCUUCUGUUCGAAGCGGCCGACGGGCGUGACUAUAGCGAGGUGCUGCGCGAGUGCCUGCGCGAGUGCGAGCGCGGGCUGGGGAUCGAGUCGCCGGUAGAUCCGGCCAAGGAGAGCCUGCAGGAGGAGAGUCAGCAGGAGCUCGCGACGCCGGCGGAACGCGUGAUUUAUUUGCAGAACGAGCUGCGCGGGUUGCAGCAGAAGGCCAACCUCCAGGCGUUCAAGAGCAUCUGGCGCAGCUUCGGCGGCGCGGACGAGCAGUUCAAAUUCAUGCAGGUGAACAAAACCUCAGACGAUCCCAUCGAGCCGCGCUCGUCGCUGCCGCCGCGGCGCGUGGUGCGCACUCUAGAGGAGCGCCGCCAGGAGAUCGAGGUGCGCGUCACGGCCGCGCGCCUGCUUCAGCAGCAGCAGGAGCAGCAGCAGCAGCAGCAGCAGCAGCAGCAGCAGCAGCAGCAGCAACUGCAGCCGCAGGGUCAAGGGCAGGGGCAGGGCCAGGGGCAGGAUGCAGCAGCAGAUGGAGCAGGAGCGUCCGCGUCUGAUGGUAAUGAAUCUGUGAGGAGGCUUGUAAAGGGGAUGAGUGGGGCGGGUGGUGCGGUGGGUGGAAAGGAGGGGGGGGACGCGUCAGGGGAGAGAGUGGGGGCGAAAAGAAAGGAGGUUGGGAAGGGUGUGGAGGAUGAGAAGGGGAAGAGGGAGGUGAGUGAGGGGGGUGAUGAUGGCGAGAAGGAAGAGGAGAAGGAGAGGAAGGGGAGUGAGGACGGUGGUGAUGGCGAGAAGGAGGAGGAAGAGGAGAGGAAGGAUGAGGAGAAGGAUGAAGCCUGUGCAAUGGAGUUGGAUGGGGAUGGAGAAGCGGAGGGAGCAGAGGAGGGAGCGGAGAAGGGAGAAGGAGAGGGUGCAGAGGAAGGAGAUGUGGAUGUUGAAAAGGGAGAGGCCGCUGUUCUAGGCGAGACCAAAGAUUCACAAAUCAUGGGUCGGAAACGGCCAUCGAAGGCCGGAUCUGGCUCGUCUCAGGGGUCCGAUUCUACAUCUGGCGAUGCCGCCACAUCAGGCGGAGGUUCGCGUGGUGCUAUGGUGGUAUCCGGUGGCUCUAGCAACAGGCGAGGCGCAGGCGACAGAGGGGUUUCAUCGCAACAAGACGAAGGAUCUAAGGGGACGGGUCCUGGUUACCUUGAACCCUCAGAUCCGCGAUUCGCGGAAGUGAAAUCGGAAUGCGAAAAGGCCGUGAAGGCGCUUCGGCGUGGCAACGCUCCGAAAGCGGUGAAGCUAAUAAAGGAAGCCACGGGGAAAUUCACGUCCGUUCCGCUGUGCCACCGCGUGAACGGACACAUCCAUCUGAAGCUCGCAAACAUGAUCGAGGACGCUUCCACGAAGCAGCGCCAUCUACGCACCGCGUUAGAAUCCGCGCUUAAAGCCACGGAAAUCUCCCCGAACUCCGUCGAGUACGCCCAUUUCUACGCGCAGCUUCUCUUCGAAGCGGCUGACGGGCGUGACUAUAGCGAGGUGCUGCGCGAGUGCGAGCGCGGGCUGGGGAUCGAAUCGCCGGUAGAUCCGGCGAAGGAAAGCCUGCAGGAGGAGAGUCAGCAGGAGCUCGCGACGCCGGCGGAGCGCGUAACGCACGUGCAGAACGAGCUGCGCGGGUUGCAGCAGAAGGCGAACAUCGCGUCGUUCUCGACCAUCUGGCGGAGCUUCGGCAACGGCGCGGACGAGCGGUUCAAGUUCCUGCAGGUGAAGAAGAUCUCAGACGACCCUAUCGAACCGCGCUCGUCGCUGCCGCCGCGGCGCAUCCACGAGGUGAAGCGCGUGGUGCGCACGCUGGAGGAGCGCCGCCAGGAGAUCGAGGUGCGCGUCACGGCCGCUCGCCUGCUGCAGCAGCAGCAGCAGCAGCUGCAGCUGCAGGGUCAGGGGCAGGGCCAGGGGCAGAGCGCAGCAGCAGACGGAGGCGGAGGUUCCGCUUCCGCGUCCGCCUCGGAUGCUGCGCCUGGUUCCGCGUCCGCCCGCGGGGAGCGGAAGGGGGACGCGGAGGAGGACGGCGCAGGGGGGAAGGAUGGGGCGGGGGGGAAGAGGCGCGGGGGGCUGGACGGGGCGAAGCGGCGGAGGGAGGUGCUGGCGGGGAGGCGCGGGGCGAGGGCGCAAUCGGCUAUAGAGGAGAAGGUGGAGAAGGUUAGACCGUUUUGGAAGGCGCUUGGGCAGGAGGAGAAGGAUAAGAUUCUGGAUAUCCCCAUUGCUGACGUGUGCGAGGGCCUUGCCAAGUCAGCACGCGGCGGGAAGGGGGCGGGGGUGGGGAGCGCUGGCGGAGGGGGAGGCACAGGAUUGGGAGGUGGAGGGGGAGAAGGGGGAGGCGGAGGCGGAGGCGGAGGCGGAAGAGGGGGAGGGCAUGCAUCUGCUAUCAGCAGCGGUGGUGGUAGCGCUGGGUUGGGGGGGGAAUCUGCAGCGUCAGCGGCGGCAGCAGCAGCAGCAGCAGAGGAGCUUAUGUCAGAAGCGCUGAGUUUUGCCAAGGAGAGGAAGCACUGGCAGUUCUGGGCGUGCUGCCUGUGUGACGAGAGAUUCAUAGACGCGGAGUCGUUCCAGGCGCACAUGCAGGAGGAGCAUAUAGGGAAGCUGAGCGCGGAGCAGGAGAGAAUGAUUCCUGAGGAGGAGGCGCUUUCCUGGGAGGAGAUUUUUACGAGGUUGGAUGUUACACCGGUGGAUGGUGUUGAGGCGGUGAGGAGGCUUGUAGAGGGGAUGAGUGGGGCGGGUGGUGCGGUGGGUGGGGAGGGGGGUGGGAAGGGUGUGGAGGAGAGAGAGGGGAAGAGGAAGGGGAGUGAGGAGGGUGGUGAUGGCGAGGGGAAGGAUGAAGAGGAGAAGAAGGAGGGGAAGGAGGAGGAGAAGAAGGAGGAGGAGAAGGAUGAAGCGUGUGCGAUGGAGCUGGAUGGAGAGGGAACAGAGGAGGGAGAAGCGGAGGGAGCAAAGGAGGGAGCAGAGAAGGGAGCGGAGAAGGGAGCAGAGAAGGGAGCAGAGGAGGGAGCGGAGAAGGGAGAAGGAGAGGGUGCAGAGGAGGGAGAUGUGGAUAUUGAGAAGGGAGUGGCCGCUGCUCUAGGCGAGACCAAAGGUGGCAGUGAGGAGGGGAAGAAGGGGGGUAGUUCGGGGGACUCGGGAUCCGGAAAGGAUUCAGGCGAGGAGGAGAGAGAGGUGGAGGGUGAGGACGAAGGUAAGGAGGUUAAAGUGGGUUGUGACAGGGAUGGUAAAGAGGGGAGUGCAGGAGAGGAUGAGGAAGAAAAUGAGGAGGAGGAGGAGGAAGAUGAGGAGGAGGAGGAAGAGGAGGCAGAUGAAGAUUCACUCAAGUGGCCGGAUAAGGACGGGCUCGCUAAGGAGCAAAUGGAGGAGGGAGCAUGUAAGGAACGUUCCUUAGGCACGACUUGUGAGGAAGAGGGGACUUACAAGGCGUCUCGUAAGGGGUCUCUUGCUCGCCCUCCGGUCACGUUCACCCCGUCUCCAGUCUUUGUGCGUUUCCUGCCGGCUCGCGACAUUCAGGAGCUGCAGGCGUACCUGCUAGAAGCGGAACAGGGGGCGUACUAUAACGAGAACAAGGAGGCUGUGCUGCCUGAUAGGUUGCUGCUAGAUGAGGAGUUCACGAGAAUCAUUUUAGAUGAGCGUGUGUUGAAGGACGUUGCAGAAGAGCCGAAGCUGCCGUUUAGGGAUGCUGUGGGGGGGAGGGUGGAGGCAGGAGGGGGAGAAGGAGGGAAGGAGGAGGCAGGAGGUGAAGAAGGAGGGAAGGCGGAGGCGGGUGGGGGAGGAGGGAAGGAUGGUGGGGUAGAAACCGGUGAGGGAGACAGGAAAGGGAAGGCUGGUGGAGUGGAGGAGACGGAGGGUAGGGAGGAAGGAGGAGUGAGGAAGGAAGGGGCGGGAAUUGUAGUGAAGGAAGGUGUGGGAGCAGCAGGGGUUGAUGGAAGCGCUGGUGGGGAUGCUGACGUUGGUGGUGGGGCUAAGCAGGGGGGAGAGCAGGAGGGGAAGGAGGCCGGGAAGGAGGUGAAGGGAGAUGGGAAGAAGGAAGAAGGGGGACAGAAGGAGACGAAGGGAGAGGGAAAGCAGAAGACCGGGAAGGGAGAGGCGGGUGAGGAGGUGAAAGCAGCAUCGAAAGGCGAGGAGAAGGAGGAGAAGGAGGAAGGGGGGGAGGAAGAGGAGGAGUUGACAGUAGCUUUGCCCGAGGACCCGAGUAUGAAAUGGCCUCUGCCCCUCAUGCGAGUGAGGAGAGGCGACGGGGCAGCGGGAGGAGCAGCGGGAGGAGGAGCGGGAGGAGCAGGGGGAGGAGCAGGGGGGUCAGUGGGUGUGGGAGUGCAAGCAGCAGCAGGAGGGGGCGGAGGGGCGGGGCCAACUGCUGGUACCCCUUCUUCUGGUGCCGGUGCUGGCGCUGGUGGUGGUAGUGGGGGUGGGGGUGGGGGUAAUGGGGUUGCUGCUGCUGCUGCUGGUGCUGGUGGUGCGACUGGUGGUGCUGCUGACGUGCCCAAGCAUGACGAUCUGCAGCUCGCAUGGAUCUUCGGGCGAAUGGAUUAUGAGAUGGCGGCGCCAGCGUGGCGGUGUGCUUAUAAAGAGGGCCUGGAGAAGGCCCGAGAGCCGCGCGUGCUGUGUGGCGAUCUGCUCUCCCUCGCGCCCUCCCAUCUCCUCGCAUGCCGUGUGACUUUUGAGUCGACUCAGAAGUCACCCCUUCCUCCCCCACCUCCCUCAGCCGCGCAUGCCGUGUGGCCAUCUGCUCUCCCUCGCGCCCUCGCAUCUGGGCGGCACAUUCUCUCUUCCCCCCCCCCGCACCAACCAACCCCCCCAACCAUUCUUCCCCUCCCCCGCCCCCUCCCUCUUCCGCUCCCCCUUCUCUCCCCAUUCCCCCUCAGCCUCGCAUGCCGUGUGGCGAUCUGCUCUCCCUCACGCCCUCGCAUCCGAACGGCACAUUCUCUCUUCCUCCCCCGCACCAACCAACCCCCCCCAAUCAUUCUCCCCCUCCCCCGCCCCCUCCCUCUUCCGCUCCCCCUUCCCUCCCCCUACCCCCUCAGCAUCGCAUGCCGUGUGGCGAUCUGCUCUCCCUCACGCCCUCCCAUCUGGCCGGCACAUUCUCUUCCCCACCCGGCACCAAACAACCCCCCCAAUCAUUCUUCCCCUCCCCCGCCCCCUCCCUCUUCCGCUCCCCCUUCUCUCCCCAUUCCCCCUCAGCCUCGCAUGCCGUGUGGCGAUCUGCUCUCCCUCACGCCCUCCCACCUGGGCGGCACUGACUCGGAUGAGGACGAGCACGACAGCUGGCGCGGGCCGGAGUUUGCCGCCCAGCUGGACCUGCGCAUGGAGGGCGCGAUUCGGAGCCACAGGAGCAGCAUUCUGGCGGAGGUAGGGUUUAAGGGGAGAGGGAUAGGCAGCAGGUGGGGUUUGACUGUUGAGUUCAGAAUUGGGGGUAGGGGAGGUGGGGAAUGGACUGAUGGAGAGAAGGAGCAAGCGGAGGAGAGGAUCCUGUGCCACCUGGAGGCGGUGCAGAAGGCCAACGCGAAACUCCACCAGGCGUCUGUGUUUGACUACCGCGCUGCCAUGCUGCCCAUCGUCAAGACCUUCCUGCAGAAUCGCCUGGAGCAAGCAGCGGAGCAGGAUGCACAAAAACGUUCCGACGCUGCCCAAGAGGCGUUCCUUGCUGAGCUGGACAAGCAGGGGCAGGUGGAAAAAAACCGGGAGAAAAAGAAGGGCAAGGAGCGUGCCAAGAGUGGGAAGGGUGGUGGUGGGGGAGGAGGCGCAGGGGGAGGAGUAACAGGAGGAGGAGGAGGAGGGGAGAGUACUGGUAGGGUGGCAGGAGCGGAGGGAGGAGGGGAGGGCGAAGGAAGAGAGACAGGGAGCAGUAGUCAGCUUGGGGAUAAGGACAUGGAGGGAGGGAAUGAGGGCGAGGAGGAAGGGGAGGGGGGCAGAGAAGGAAAAAUGGAAAAGAAUUUGAGGCAGGCAGGGGGAGAGAGAGACGGAGAACGAGGAGAGCGAGAGAAAAGAGAGAAGAGGGAGAGGGAGAGGGUAAGGGAGAGGGAGAGGGUGCCACAGAGUGCGGCAGAGAAGGAGGAGGAGGCUCAGAGGCGGAGAGAGCAGCAGGAGAUUCUGAGGCAGCAGCAGGAGAUGGAAGACGAGGAGAGGAAGCUGGAGUGGGCUUUGUCUCUCCAAAGGCAAGCAGAGGAGGCGGCGAAACGGCAGAGAAUGGCUGAAUUGGAGCGGCUCAGGCUGAUGGGUGGUGGUGGGGAGGCUAAGCCAAAGGGAGGUGGGAGUGGUGGGGUGCACGAGGUGAGGGUACGGAUGGGGGGGGUGGAAGGCGGGAUGGUGAGAGGGAGGCAAGGGGAUUGGGAGGACGGGAGUUGUGAGGGGUCGAGCUGGGAGAGGGCUAACGGAGGUUCUGGGUUCGGGGUUUUGCAAGAGACGGCGGUGAUGCAGGGGCCGGAAGGGUUUGCUGCAGGUGCCGGUGCUGUGGGUGCGGCUGGUGUUGCUGCUGCUGCUGCUGCUGCUGCUGCUGCAGGGGCGAUAGGGGCGACAGGAUGGGGGGAACCGGGCCCCAGGGAGCUUUCGAGUGGCAUAGUGCGCACUAUAGCGAGUUCGAGCCAACGUUUGGGGCACAAGGGCCGUGGGAGAGACGUUGCUGUGCCUCCAUCCCUGCAGCAGCAGAAAGUGCCGAAUCAGCAAGGCGAGUCGCAGAGGUUCAGGGCAGGGCAGAGUCAAAUUCAGGGUGCUGCUGCCACCCCGCCUGCGAAUGCUGGGCUGCUGGGAACGCCUCUCGCGCAGAGAGCUGCUUCAGGUGAAAAUCCAGGUGCUGCUGCGGGCAGUGGCGGUGCUGUGUCUGAUGGAGGGAGUGCUACUGGGUCUGGCGAAGGGGGGGGGUUAGGCGGAGGCAAGAACAGGUCGAGGCGGAAGAGGGGCGGCAAGGGCAAGGCAGGCGGAAUGGGAGGGCAGCUGGAGGGGGGAUUGCAGGGGGGAGGUGGUUUGCAGGCGGGAGGGGGUUCACAGGGGGUGGUUCACCCUCCAGGGUUUAGUGGGUGGGGCGGGAAGGGGUAUGCCGGGGGGUGGGGUGAUGGGUCACAGGGGGAGGAAAGACAGGGUCGGGCUGGGGCUUGGCCGGGGCAGAUGGGCGGAGGUAUGGGGCCAGGUGUGGGAGGAGGUAUGGGUGGUGGAGGGAUGGGUGGAAGCAUGGGAGGAGGCAUGGGAGGAGGCAUGGGAGGAGGUAUGGGAGGAGGUAUGGGAGGAGGUAUGGGAGGAGGUAUGGGAGGGGGAAUGGGAGGAGGGGAGAGGGUUGAGGAGGUGGACGUAGAGGUUGCUGUAGGACCGAGGUCUGCUGCUAGAGAGAGGAGGCGACAGCUACAGCAGCAGCAGCAGCAACAGCAACAACAGCAACAGCAGCAACAGCAGCAGCAGCAGCAACAGCAGCAGCAACAGCAACAGCAACGGCAUCAGCAGCAGCAGCAACAGCAACGGCAGCAGCAGCAACAACAGCAGCAGGGGCAGAUGCGGCAGGUCAAAGAGUAUGCGCCUUUGGGGGCAACGCAACAGCAGAUACAGGCACAGGCACAGCAGCAAGGGCAGGGGCAGGCACAGGCACAGGCACAGGAACGGGCGCAGGCACAGGGACAGGCGCAGCGGCAGGAAGAGAAAGAGGCCGUUUCAGCACCCAGCAAACCCGGUCUUGAGAGUGCUGGCAAUAGCACCAGCAGCUUCAGUGACAGGGGCGGCAGCAGCAGCAGCAGCAGCAGCAGCAGCGGCAGCAAGAGCAGCAUGAGCAAGAGCAGCAGCGGCAGCAGCAGCAGUGGUGGUAGGCCUAUUGGCCUGUCUGGAAUCACCUUUGGCUCCUUCACCAAUGCUGCCACCACCGGAGGCGCUGCAGGUGCUAUUUCCGGCAUCCCUCCCUCCUCCCUCUCUCCUCCCUCUGUCACCCCCCCUCCUUCCUCCUCCCUCUCCAAUUCUGCUUCCUCUGCUGCCGCAGCUGGCACUGCCGCUGCUGCAGCCGCUGCCACUGCUGCUGCAGCUCCCAGUGCCGCUGCAGCUGGCACCACUGGUAAGCCGCAGCACGGAGCAGCAGCACCACAGGCGGGUCUCAGCGGUGCUGCACCGGACAUGGGCAAAACAAGCGGUGUGGGUGGGGGGAGUGCGGGAACUGGUGCUGCCGUUGCUGCUGGUGGGAUUGGUGAGGGAGCAGGGGAUGGGUAUGGGUCACUCAUGCCCCUACAAACGGUCCCUCUGGUACCAGUGCCUAUGGCAUACCCCAUGCCCGUCCCUCUCCCCAUGCCCAUGCACAUGGGCGCACACAUGGGUACGGCUCCCAUGGGUGCCCCUAUGGGUGCUGCCCCGUUUCCGCCCGCCCCCAUGCCUCCUCUUGCUGCUCCGGGAGGUCCAGGCUCGGCAGGAGGUUCGGGCGCCGGGCCUGCUGGUUUGGCGAGCCUGGUUCCAGGGCCGGUGGGGUAUAUGGGGGCGCAGGGAGGGUCUGGCGUGGGUCCUCUUGGGGGUGCUCCUGGUGCUGGCGGUGCUGCUGCUGCUGGUGCUGCUGGUGGCGACGGUUCUACACCUUCACAUGCCCAGCGUCCCCAUACAGCCCCUCUCUAUGCCCCUCCAGGCCUGCAUCCCUCCUUCCAAGGAGCACCAGUCUCAGGAGCGGUGGCACAGACAGCAGGUGCAGCAGCAGGGCAGUCGGAACGUGCAGCAGCAGCAGCGGCGGCGGCGGCGGCGGCGGCGGCAGGGGCGGCAGGGGCAGCGGGGGUAGGGGGGGAUCCGGCAGUGCUUAUGGCGUAUCCUGCUGGGACUGCUCCUGCUGGUGGUCUGGGUGUAGCAGUGGGGGGACGAGGAGGGCAAGGAGGGGAAAGAGGGCAAGGAGGGGUGGGAGGGACAGGCACAGCACAGCAGCAGCAGCAGCAGCAGCAGCAGGUGGGGCAGUCGGGAGCGUUUGCAUCCCCGAGUAAGCUGUCUUCUCACGCUGCUCCCUUUGUUCCCGGGGGUAUGCCCUCCCUCAUGUACCCCUCGCCGUUCCUCCGCCCCCUCCCCUCGCCACACAUCCGACCACUGCCACCACCACCACAGGGACAGGGGCAGGCGCAGGGACAGGGGCAGGUGCAGAUGCAGGCACAGGGGCAGACACAGGGGCAGGGACAGGGGCAGGGGCAGCAGGGGCAGGCGCAGCAACAAGCGCAAGCGCAAGCGCAAGCGCAAACAACCAUGCACCAUACCCACCUCGCCCACCUAUCCCACCCAACCCAUCCCCUACACCACGGCCCAUCCCCACCCCCCAACCCCACGCCCCCGCCCUCUCACCCUUACUCGUCCCAACCCUAUCCGUUUACAUCCCAACCCCACCCACAUGCCAUCCCAUCCGCCCACUCAUACCCGCUUGCUCCCUCGCCUCCCCAGCAUGGCCAUGCUGCUGGGUCUCCAGGGCUGGCUGUGGGGUAUCACACUCAGCAGCAGCAGCAGCAGCAGCAGCAGCAGCUGGGUUUGCAGCCUCAGGCUCAUGCGAUGCACUCCCAAAUGGCACAGCCUCAUGGGGUGCAUUUGCAGAUGGCCCAGCCAUCGCACGGGGUACAAUCGCAGAUGGCCCAGCAGCCGCACGGGGUACAAUCCCAUGGGGUACAAUCGCAGAUGGCCCAGCAGCCGCACGGGGUACAAUCCCAUGGGGUACAAUCGCAAAUGGCCCAGCAGCCGCACGGGGUACAAUUGCAAAUGGCCCAGCAGCCGCACGGGGUACAAUUGCAAAUGGCCCACGCGCAAAGCAUGCAGCCUCCGCAAGGGCUGCAGGCGCCCCCUUUCCACACGCGUGUGGCUCCCAUUCCCGGUCAUCAACUGGACACGACCCAAUCAAUGGGAGCUUCUCAAACGCCUCAACUGAUGGAAACACCACAACAUAUGGAAACACCGCAACAGAUGGGAGAGAGUCAACAGACGGGAGGCCCUGUGAUGGGGAUGGAUGCACGUGGAAUGGUGGAGGUGGGAGUUAGGGAAGCAGGGGGAAGAGGAGGGGCAGGAGUGGCGGCAGGAGUAGGGGCGGUAGCAGGGAGGGGAGCAGCAGGAGGGGCAGUGGGUUAUUAUGAGAAUUCUCAGGAUGCCCAUGCAGGUGUGUCAGCUGGGGAUGCGGGAGGAAGGGAAGCGGCGGUGGUGGAUAUGCAAAGAACAGGAGGUGGGGAGAUGGUGUGGGAAGAAGGGAGGGGAGGGAGUGAGGGGGCGGUAAUGAUGGGGGAAAGGAAGGAGGGGAAUGAGGGAGUGAUGGAGCAGGUAGGGGGUAGUGAAGGGCUGAUGGGGGAAGGAAUGGAGGGUGGAAGAGAGGGAGGAGAGGAAGGACGAGUGGUGGGAGGAGAGGAGGGAGGGGAGGAAGGAGGAGAGGGGGGAGUAAUGGCGGGAGUGGUGGGAAUGGAGGGAACGGAGGUUGAAGGUAGGAGUGCUGCUGUGGAUCACGAGGAGGAGGAUGAGCAGUUUCAAGCAGACCUGCAACGAGCCAUGCAGCAGAGUAUAGAGGAUCUGGAGCGUUCAUCUCACUCCCACUACUACCACUCUGCCGCCCGGCAACCCCCCAAGCACCAAUCAGAAGCAGCCCUAAACCCCGCCAGCUCAGAAAGAAUCUCCGACAGCCUGGCAGCAGCGCCUGCCACGUCAGCAGACUGGGAUGCCAGCGUGGCGCUGACGCUACGAGAGGAGAGUGGGGAGUCGAGAGAGGGAGGGGGAGUGGAGGGGGGCAUGGAGGUGGAUGUGAGGGGGGGUGGAGGGGGAGGAGGGGUGGUGGAGAUGGUGUGGAGUGGAGCGGGAGGGGAGGAGGGGUUGGUGGGGUUGCGGAACGAGAUUGGGGAGUAUAACUGCUUCCUCAAUGUCAUUAUUCAGGUUCAGGGAGCGGCUGUUGCACCCGUCAUGCCAGCAGCACAGCCAUCAGAGAGCACUGCCAAGUUCAAACCCUAA